AUGCAGGCGCUGGUUCCCCACCCUGGCCGCUGGAUGCCGCCACGCUGGCGGGGAAAGUCAAAGAGCAAGCACGACGCGGCGGCCGCUCGGCGCAGCGACUCACUGCUCACGCCUGCCGCGGACGGGACGCUGGUCCUCGUCAAUGCGCUCAGCCCGUUCGCCCCCUUUCGCACGCGGGCCGAGCAGGAGGCGGAGGCCGCCUCGAUGGGCGCGACCGAGCCGCGGCUGAGGAGUGGAGCGUUGGUGCUGCAGGCGCACGCGCCGCGCUGGCGAGUCCCUCGCUGCUGGCGGGUGCUGCGGGCCACGGAUGAGAAGGUGUGCUCCAUCUGCUUGGACGAGUUCAAGCCAAGGGACGUCUGCCGCUCGCUGCCGUGCGGCCACACGUUCCACAGCACCUGCAUCGAGCACUGGCUGGAGCUCUGCUCGGACUGCUGCCCCGACGACUCGCGACCAGUGGUCGCGCCGCACGCGGCGUCGACCUUCAAGGAGGUCAAGGUGUGAGGCCGCCUCGCCCGCCUCGCGCCUCCUGCU
Molecule: messenger RNA, 531 nt
Organism: Emiliania huxleyi CCMP1516
Lineage: Eukaryota; Haptophyta; Isochrysidales; Noelaerhabdaceae
Exons: 5
Coding region: 1-501 (166 amino acids)
Biological process (GO): ubiquitin-dependent protein catabolic process
Molecular function (GO): ubiquitin protein ligase activity
Source: RefSeq, a predicted model, not a curated record